Molecule: messenger RNA, 1471 nt
Organism: Drosophila arizonae
Lineage: Eukaryota; Metazoa; Arthropoda; Insecta; Diptera; Drosophilidae
Product: regulation of nuclear pre-mRNA domain-containing protein 1B
Biological process (GO): mRNA 3'-end processing
Molecular function (GO): RNA polymerase II complex binding
Source: RefSeq, a predicted model, not a curated record
UUUUGUUUUUCGACCCGUGUGUUUUUCUGUCCCUUUUUUUUCGUGUUGCAUAUUAAAUAAAAAACGGCAUAUAAAUAGAAUUGACCCAAGUUAAAGAAUCGCUGCAAUGUCAGCCUUCACGGAAUCCGCUCUUAUCAAGAAACUAUCCGAACUGAACCCCAGCCAGCAGAGCAUACAAACAUUGUCCUUAUGGCUGAUCCACCAUCGGAAGCACCACACGGCCAUAGUCCAGACCUGGCAGCGCGAAUUGCAAAAUGUGCCGGAACCGAAGAAGCUAACGUUCAUGUAUCUGGCCAACGAUGUUAUACAGAAUAGCAAAAAGAAGGGGCCCGAAUAUGGCAAGGAGUUCAGUAAUGUGCUGCCCAAGGUGUUUAGCCAUAUUGGCGAAACCUGCAGCUCGGAGAAACUGCUGGGUAGUCUGGGACGUAUUUUGAACAUCUGGCAAGAGCGCGGCGUCUACGAUCCCAAGGCGAUUGCCGAUUAUCGGUCGCGCAUGAAUCGCGAGGGAGCUGCAUCAACAGCGGCUGCGUCCAAUGGCAGCAAGAGUGGCGGUGAAUCAGCUGCGGGUCACAAGCACAACCACACCAGCAGCAGCAGCAGUAGCGGCAACAGCAUCAGCAGCAGCAACAACAACAACAAGUCGGAGAAGUCCGAGAAACGCGAGAAACGUAAACAUGAAGAGAGACACAUGAAGUCGAAGCGACCACGUGCAUCGCACCAUCAAAGCAUCAGCGUAGAGUCGCCUGUCGUUGAGCCCGAGAAUGGACACACGCCUCCAUACUUGCCAUUGGGCGAACCGCCCGAGCCCGAAGAGCUAAUCAAAGCGCUGACCAGUAUUGAGAACUCGGCGUCAAGCGAUGCGUUGGUGCGCGAACGCAUCGCCAAGCUGCCGCCCGAAAUAUCUGAAAUAAGCUGCAUUAGCAAACUAGAGGAUAAAGACAAGGCCAAGGUCUUGGCCAAACAGGUCAAUGAGGCCGUUGAGCUGCUGAACGACUACAAUGCGCGUCUGGCGGCUGAAAUGGAGGAGCGCACCAAAUUGGCAGCGAUGCUGCGCGACUUUCAGGCGGAGCAGAAGGAGCUACUGGCCCAAGCGGAGCAGCGCUUGGAUGAGCACAAGAAGAAACUGGCCAAGAUGAUGAGUCUGCAAAAAGAGAUACACGAUCACUUGUCCAACUUGCCCGACCUGACGCAGCUGCCAGACGUUACAGGCGGCCUGGCACCGCUCCCCUCAGCCGGCGAUCUCUUUAAUACCCUACACUGAGCUGGACACCAACACGAUUCGAAAAUAAGCGCUGAGUCAAAGCCUAGAUUUUUACAUACUAUACAUAUAGAAAUAUAUUAAAUACAAUAUAAUGACUUCGUUAGCUUAUGUAUUUGCUCGUAAUACCUUCAGCCACAUUCAACAAAAUAAUAACAAUUAAUUGAUUGCAAUUAACAUUUAUUGACAGUUAAACUGAAAGCACAUGCAAUU